UUAUUUGCGUGCGCGGGGCCGCGACGUCCCAGCUGGGCCGGCAGGCGGGUUUUGAAUGCUCCGCGGCCCUAAGGCGGAGAGGCUGCCUUUAUUUCUGUGCGGAAGGAGUAUGGGAGCUGGUGGUGAGGUGUCUGAGCGGUCAGCUACCCGCGAGGACUUGAAGUAGCCGCAAUAGCGGAAUCUAGAGUGGCGCCCUGCUCCCGCCCGGCUGCAAGUGCAGCCUGAGGGAAGGAGCCACAUCCCCAGUGACCCUCCUUCCUUUGUGUCUGGGUUGGAGUUACCACCUCGGCGCCGCGGGACUGCGCCGGUCGCCUGUGGGGGUGACGCCCCCUUCUCCGCGGGUCGGAGGUUCGCGGGGGGUCUUCAGGUACCCCUUGCUGCGGACGCUCAGGUGAGACACCUGUGAGGCUCCGAACUUCCCUGGCAUGUGUCCCUAGCCCUGAAUUUUUUUCUGGAAGCCCUGUUGCCUCCUCUCAACCCCAACUUGAUUUCCCAGUGAAGACUCUUGUGCGAAGGUUUGGCUCAUGGUUGACAGCUCAGAGAAAGAAAAAUUUGAGGGAAGAUGGAUGCAAAAGCUCGAAAUUGUUUGCUUCAACAUAGAGAAGCCUUGGAAAGGGACAUCAAAACAUCCUACAUCAUGGAUCACAUGAUUAGUAAUGGAGUUUUAACAGUGUCAGAGGAGGAAAAAGUGAAAAAUGAGCCCACCCAACGGCAACGAGCAGCAAUGCUAAUUAAAAUGAUACUUAAAAAAGAUAAUCAUUCCUAUAUAUCAUUCUACAAUGCUCUACUUCAUGAAGGUUACAAAGAUCUUGCUGCCCUUCUGCAUGGUGGCAUUCCUGUCAUCUCUUCUUCCGAUGGCAAAGAUUCAGUUAGUGGAAUAACUUCGUAUGUAAGGACAGUCCUGUGUGAAGGUGGAGUACCACAGAGGCCCGUUGUUUUUGUUACUAGGAAGAAGCUAGUGAAUGCAAUUCAGCAGAAGCUCUCCAAACUGAAUGGUGAACCAGGAUGGGUCACCAUAUAUGGGAUGGCAGGUUGUGGGAAGUCUGUAUUAGCUGCAGAAGCUGUUCGAGAUCAUUCUUUCCUAGAAGAUUGUUUCCCAGGAGGCGUGCAUUGGGUGUCAGUUGGGAAACAGGACAAAUCCGGGCUUCUGAUGAAGCUACAGAAUCUUUGUGCACGAUUGGAUCAGGAUGAGAGCUUCUCCCAGAGGCUUCCACUUAAUAUUGAAGAGGCUAAAGACCGUCUCCGCAUUCUGAUGCUGCGCAAACAUCCAAGGUCUUUAUUGAUCUUGGAUGAUAUUUGGGAUCCUUGGGUGUUAAAAGCUUUUGACAAUCAGUGUCAAAUUCUUCUCACAACCAGAGAUAAGAGUGUUACAGAUUCAGUAAUGGGUCCUAAAUAUGUAGUGCCUGUGGAGAGUGGUUUAGGAAAAGAAAAAGGACUUGAAAUUUUAUCCCUUUUUGUUAAUAUGAAGAAAGCAGAUUUGCCAGAACAAGCUCACAGUAUUAUACAAGAAUGUAAAGGUUCCCCUCUUGUAGUAUCUUUAAUUGGUGCACUUUUACGAGAUUUUCCCAACCGCUGGGAGUACUACCUCAGGCAACUUCAGAAUAAGCAAUUUAAGAGGAUAAGAAAAUCUUCAUCUUAUGACUAUGAGGCUCUAGAUGAAGCCAUGUCUAUAAGUGUUGAAAUGCUCAGAGAAGACAUCAAAGAUUAUUACACAGAUCUUUCCAUCUUACAGAAAGAUGUUAAGGUGCCUACAAAGGUGUUAUGUAUCCUCUGGGACUUGGAAAUGGAAGAAGUUGAAGACAUAUUACAGGAAUUUGUUAAUAAGUCUCUCUUGUUCUGUGACCGGAAUGGAAAAUCAUUUCUUUAUUAUUUACAUGAUCUGCAAGUAGAUUUCCUUACUGAAAAGAAUCGCAGCCAGCUUCAGGAUCUCCACAAGAAGAUGGUCACUCAGUUCCAGAGACAUCACCAGCUACAUUCUCUUUCACCAGAUCAGGAGGAUUGCAUGUAUUGGUACAGUUUUCUGGCCUAUCACAUGGCCAGUGCUAAUAUGCACAAAGAACUGUGUGCUUUAAUGUUUUCCCUGGAUUGGAUUAAAGCGAAAACGGAACUCGUAGGCCCUGCUCAUCUGAUUCAUGAAUUUGUGGAAUACAGGCAUAUAUUGGAUGAAAAGGAUGGUACAGACUGUGAGAAUUUCCAGGAGUUUUUAUCUUUAAAUGGACAUCUUCUUGGACGACGGCCAUUUCCUAAUAUUGUGCAACUGGGCCUCUGUGAACUGGAAACUUCAGAGGUUUAUCGGCAAGCUAAGCUGCAGGCCAAGCAGGAGGUCGAUAACGGAAUGCUUUACCUGGAGUGGGUAAACAAAAAAGACAUGAAGAACCUCUCCCACUUGGUUGUCCGCCCCCAUACAGAUGCUGUUUACCAUGCUUGCUUUUCUGAAGAUGGUCAAAGAAUAGCUUCUUGUGGAGCUGAUAAAACUUUACAGGUAUUCAAAGCUGAAACAGGAGAGAAACUUCUAGAAAUCAAGGCUCAUGAGGAUGAAGUGCUUUGCUGUGCAUUCUCUGCAGAUGACAAAUUUAUAGCAACCUGCUCAGUGGAUAAAAAAGUGAAGAUUUGGAAUUCAGUGACUGGGGAACUAGUGCGUAUCUAUGAUGAGCACUCAGAGCAAGUCAAUUGCUGCCACUUCACCAACAACAGUAAUCACCUUCUCUUAGCCACUGGUUCAAAUGACUACUUCCUUAAACUCUGGGAUCUGAAUCAAGAAGAAUGUCGAAAUACCAUGUUUGGCCAUACAAAUUCGGUCAGUCACUGCAGAUUUUCACCAGAUGAUCAGGUUUUGGCCAGUUGUUCAGCUGAUGGAACAUUAAAGAUUGAAUUAAGACUUCUUGAAACUCAGAAGAAAAACACUUUAAAAGUCUUCAGGGACAGGAUUCUGAUUUCAUUGCUUUGGGAUGUGAAAUCUGCAAAUGAGAGGAAAAGCAUUAAUGUGAAGCAAUUCUUCCUGAAUUCAGAGGAGCCUCAGGAGGAUCUGGAAGUGAUAGUGAAAUGCUGUUCGUGGUCUGCUGAUGGUGCUAAGAUAAUGGUGGCUGCGAAAAAUAAAGUCUUUCUUUUUGACAUUCACGCCAGUGGCCUGUUGGCAGAAAUCCACAUGGGCCAUCAUAGCACUGUCCAGUACUGUGACUUCUCCCCCCACAACCAUUUGGCAGUGGUGGCUUUGUCCCAGUACUGUGUGGAGUUGUGGAGUAUGGACUCAGGUUUAAAAGUAGCUGAUUGCAGAGGACAUUUAAGUUGGGUCCAUUGUGUGAUGUUUUCUCCUGAUGGAUCAUCGUUUUUGACAUCUUCUGAUGACCAGACAAUCAGGCUCUGGGAGACAAAGAAAGUAUGUAAGAACUCUGCUACAGUGUUAAAGCAAGAAAUAGAUGUUGUGUUUCAAGAAAAUGAAGUGACGGUUCUUGCAGUUGACAAUAUAAGACGUCUGCAACUCAUUAAUGGAAACACAGGUCAGAUUGAUUACCUAACUGAAGCUCAAGUGAGUUGCUGUUGUUUAAGUCCACAUCUUCAGUACCUUGCAUUCGGAGGUGAAGAUGGAGCCAUUCAGAUUUUAGAACUCCUGAACAACAAAAUCUUCCAAUCCAGGAAUGGGCAUAAGACCACUGUUCGGCACAUCCAGUUCACAGCUGAUGGAAAGACUCUUAUCUCAAGCUCUGAUGAUUCUGCAGUUCAGAUAUGGAACUGGCAAUCAGAGGACCCUUUCUUUCUCCAAGCCCACCAGGAAACAGUGAAAGACUUUAGACUCUUGAAAAAUUCAAGACUUCUUACCUGGUCAUUUGAUGGAACAGUAAAGGUAUGGAAUAUUAUUACCAGAAGAAUAGAAAAAGAUUUCCUGUGUCACCAGGAUACCGUUCUUUCUUGUGAUAUUUCCUCUGACGCUACUAAGUUUUCUUCUACCUCUGCUGACAAGACUGCAAAGAUUUGGAGUUUUGAACUCCUUUCUCCUCUUCAUGAAUUGAGAGGCCACAAAGGCUGUGUGCGCUGCUCUUCCUUCUCUGUGGACAGUACCUUUUUGGCGACUGGAGAUGACAAUGGAGAAAUCAGGAUAUGGAAUGUCUCAAACGGUGAGCUUCUUCAUUUGUGUGCUCCGAUUUCAGUAGAAGAAGGAGCUGCUACUCAUGGAGGCUGGGUGACCGACCUUUGCUUUUCUCCAGACACCAAAAUGCUUGUUUCUGCUGGAGGAUAUCUCAAGUGGUGGAAUGUUGUCACUGGGGAAUCCUCACAGACCUUCUACACAAACGGAACCAAUCUUAAGAAAAUACAUGUGUCCCCUGACUUCAAAACAUAUGUGACUGUUGAUAAUCUUGGUAUUUUAUAUAUUCUAAAGAUUUUAGAGUAAAAUAGUUAAGUGGUGAUGUAAGUUGACCCCUUUUAAUUUUGAAUUGGAAAAAAAUCCUAAUGAAACUCUGUACUUUAACUUUUAUAAAGCUGUGAAUUGUUUUGUAGUAUUGCAUUCAUUACAAAAGUGUUUGUGGUUGGAUGAAUAAUAUUAAUGUAAUUUUUCCCAAAUGAACAUGCCUUUAAUCUUGUUUUUCAUAAUCACCAUCAUUUUUAACAGUUUGUCCUUAAGAUGCAAAUGAAAAUGUAAAUAUGUACCUAGUUAUACCAUUGGUAAAAUUCUCCCUUGCUGCAAAUUGGUUGACAUAAUGAAAAUAAUUGGAAGGAAAUAUAUAUAUUGUAAUACUAUCAUUGGUGCAGGCCAUGCCUCAGGGUGGUGGUAGCCUGCUUUCUGAACCACACCCCAAGGGGGUAUAUAAUCUCUGAGCCUAUUUGCACCCCUUAAAAUUUGCUUUCAAAAUAUUAUGUCUAUGUGCACAGUUUGCAAAAUUUUCUUUAAUUCACUUGAUAAGUGAGUCUUAGGUUUCAAAGUUCUCUCUGUGAAGCAAAUGUUAUGCAUACAGUAGAGAGUAGAUUUUGUCGGUCUACCUUUUUUCCUUAGCUUGUGGCAGCCCCAGGCUGGACCUGGACUCUGUCAGUCGCUGGACUGGGCCUCUCCUGCUCUGUCUGGUUUUUUACGUACCAGACUUCCUGCUUGGCUGAACUUAACCUUUCUUAAUCCUCACUUUCUCUCUUUUCUUAAAAGUAAUUGUUCCACAUUUAAAUGUUAGUAAAUUGGAAUAAUUGAGGAGGAGCUAAUUUAAAUCAUAAGUUUUAACAACAGACUUCUUCUAAGAUAUAGAAAAUAGUUAAUAAUAAUAAUAAUUUUCUUCUAAAUUCCAUUUACUUGUAGACGAAUGGCAUUGCCAGUGCUGUUCUCUUAGCGAAUUUCAAGAGAAUUCUCUGAUUUUCUACACCAUACUGGAAGAGUCAUUGUGACUGGAAGAUGUCACCUUUAAUCUCCCAGCCAGUCUGUUUUCCUUCCCUUCUCUUCCUCCUCCUUUCUGUCCCUCAAAAGUUAAUUAAAAAAAGAAAUUAGAAAAGAUAGUUUUUCUUUUUUUUCUUUAUGUAUUUUAUUUUCAUAUAAAUUAACAUCCUAGAAAAAUUAAAAUAGAAACACUAAAUAUAGUAUUGCACACAGCAAUCUCUGUUAAAUGCCCCAUUAUAUCAUUGAAGUUCAUAUACACAUGGAGGGACUAAAGGAGACAGGACGAUGGAAGCAGCUGCAGUGACUCAUUUUUGUUCUGCUUUUCAUUGGUCAGGUUUUCAUGCUUAUUUUUGCUUUAAUUCCAGAGUCAUGUCUUGAUUUUAUUUUAUAGAGUGAUUUUCCCUUUUUCUGCCUACACACCUCUUCAGUUUGUUUUACUCUUUCUUGUAGAAUAAAUUUGUUCUCUUUCUUCCAAAAGUCUUUAAAGUCAGAGCUGAAUUCAUGCCAGAUACUGAAGAAAAUGGGGACACUUCCUUCUCUCCAAUUUUUGGUCUCAUGAAGAAACAGGCUGUAGUCUCCAAAAAACACUUAUGAGUCUCUGUCAGUGAGUUCUUCUCUGCUUCUUGGUCAAUUUUAGCUUGAAUGACAAAUUGUUCCAUGUUAUCUUUGAAAGGCUAAAUGUGCUCUUUUGAGGACACUUUGUAAACUUUCCCCGCUUUAACUUCACAGGCUCUCAGGUCUUGCUUGAGUUUUCUGAGGUCUUUUUGAAAAUCUUCACACUUCAUCUGCUAGGCCUGAAAGAGGUCCUGGGAUUCGGGCAGUGGAAACACACACUGUUCUUUCCCAGCGUCCUCAUCAAAAUUGCGAAUAUAAUAUGACACGAUAUGUGACAACAGGCUUCUGCUAUUGUCAUUGCUUUUAACAUCUUUCAGCUUUGGGAGAAUAUCUAAUUCAAAACAGUCUGCCUGUCCCCAAGUUUUAUUUCCACCGUUCAUGUAGUUGCCAAAGGCAAGAACCAAACCCAAAACCUGCAUAACCCUUGAGCCAUGUUUUAAUGUCUCACACAACUUCUGUAGCAGCUCCAGUUUGCACCGAAUUGAGCAAAUGGUUUCUGAAAAUGUGGACUGAAACAGGAUGCAAAAGACUCACUCUGAAAGUUGAGGAUUAGUGACAGUUCAUAAAGGAACUGCUCAGGUUUGUCCAGAGACUUGGCGUUUUCCUUGUCUUUGGAGGACUGAAUAUGCUUUUCAGUUUUUUCCAGUUCAACUGACUGUGCAUAUCUAUUCUCAUAGAGAGCUUGAAGGGUCUUCAGGUCAACCACAGAAUUGUCUAAGUUCACCACAGCAUGUUGUAUAUCUUUCAUAUCUAAGUGAAGGCUAGACAUGGAUAUUCCAACUGCUUUGAGACCUUUUGUUGCUUAGUAACUUGACAACUUCCUUAGCCUUGGUCUUUGUGAUGGUGCCAGAAAUGGGUUUCUGCCUUUCCUUGACAGUAUAUUUAGAAAACAGUUCCUCAAAUUCAUGCCAGAUACUGAAGAAAACGUUUGGGGACACUUCCUUCUCUCCAAUUUUUGGUCUCAUGAAGAAAUAGGCUGUGGUCUCCAAAAAGCACUUAUGAGUCUCUGUCAGUGAGUUCUUCUCUGCUUCUUGGUCAAUUUUAGCUUGAAUAAGAAAUUGUUCCAUGUUAUCUUUGAAAGGCUAAAUGUGCUCUUUUGAGGACACUUGGUAAACUUUCCCCGCUUCAACUUCACAGGCUCUCAGGUCUUUUUUGAGUUUUCUGAGGUUGGAUGGCUUUUGGGUGAAUCUAUGGAUGGCUCUUCAAUUUUUUCCCAAAUAAGUGAAGCACUGGCAUCUCUGGCCUGUCUGUGACUGUCAGACCAGGGAAGGAAUGCAGGCGGUGGAGGCUGGAGGGAUGGCUGUCCAUCAGGCUGAACUGAUACUCGCCUUGGAGACACGACCAAAGAGAUUUCUGAGCAGAACUUGGUCUGAGGUCCUGAAGGCAAGGGCAGCUCCACUGAUUCUCCAUGUGCGGUCAAGGGUGGGGGCCCACUGGUGGGGCCUCCUCAGGAGCAAGCGCCAGCAUACCACCCUCUCCCAUCGGGGAUGUCCGGAUGGACUUGGCCUGUACAGUCCUUUCAUAUCCGACGUCAUUUUCGCCCAAACUGAGGGCUUCCAGACCCGCCUCUAGGGCGAGGUAUUGCUUCUCCAGCUUAGCUGUCCUGGUCUUCAGAUCCUCGUUGGUCUGCUCCAGCUACUGGAUGACAGUGGCCUGACCCUCAGACUUCAUGUCACACACUUCCUGUGUCAGCAUCCUUAGGCCUGUGUUCUUCAUCAGGAGGUUUAGAUGGUGGCCAAGCAGCUGGGACUGUCCUGGGAAACUGCCUUUCAGUAUAAUCCAGUGAGUGUGUGGGGUGACUAACUGCAGCCCAGGUGUAAAGUUGAUCUUGUCAGUGCAGAGGUCAAAGUCUCCUAAUGCACAGCAAACAUGGAUGCUGCCAGAUAGUUUUUGACAGGGAAAAGCAUAUCAGUAAUAUCAGUAACUAGCUUUUUUGACCUCCUGAUUAGGAAUUUUAUUUGCAGCUUAAAUCCAAACAUUUUCCCUGAAAUAUAUUGUUAAGUGUUAGUAAUAGGUGUGGUUCUUACAUAAAAAGACAAAAUUCAAAAAUUUUUGUUGCUGCAACAAGAACUAAAUCAAGUGAAUAUCAGCUUUAAUAGUAGGCAAGCAUUGAGCCAGUUUCUGUUGUUGGUGCAUAUUAGUAGAUGUGGGGCGGGUAGGGGGAUAGACCACUCCAGAUGUAUUUUAGAUUAGAUGUUCAUAUUUAGCACUUGAGGGAACCAUAAGUAGAGUGAAUAAAAUACUUUGAUUAGAUUUGUUUUUGUUUUCUUGGUUUUAUGGUGGGUUGAGAAACUGAUUAUGGACUUACUAUGACUUAAGCAAAUGUGAUGUGAAAAUCUCAAUUUCAUAAAAAGAAAAUUUCUGUAGUGGCAUGUUUUGUGUAGAGUACCCAAAUCAUAAUUUGAUGUACAUACAGUGUUUAGGAACUCUCUGUUUAUAGCUCAGAGUAUAAGUUACAACUUUUGGAAUUAAGUCACUUGACUAUGAAAGUAUAGCAACAGAUAUGCCUUUAAAAAUGCCUUGAUUGGCCCUUAUCUUACAAAUAAAAAGAAAAAUAACAAGAAAGACCAGGUAACAUGGGGGAAGAAGAAGAGCCUUUCAAGCUUAAGUGGCCAGUCAAGGGGAGGGUUUUGUUUUUUACUUUUGGAUGAGCAUUUUUCAAACAUUUCUCCUUGCUUUAUUAUUAUUGUUUUUUAAUUGGAAAUACAUUGUAUUUUGUGUGUGUGUGUGUGUGUGUGUGUGUGUUUUACAUUGGAUAUGUUUUGUAUGUUUUGAAAACUUUUGUAUUUGUGAUAUGCUUACAUGAUUUUUUUGCCUUGGUAUACAUUUUAAUACAUGAAUUAAAAAUUUUAUAAUAAAAUUCCUAAAAUAUUUUUGAAAAGCA
Molecule: messenger RNA, 8852 nt
Organism: Bubalus bubalis (water buffalo)
Lineage: Eukaryota; Metazoa; Chordata; Mammalia; Artiodactyla; Bovidae
Gene: APAF1
Product: apoptotic peptidase activating factor 1
Exons: 28
Coding region: 563-4387 (1274 amino acids)
Biological process (GO): apoptotic signaling pathway; regulation of apoptotic process
Cellular component (GO): apoptosome
Molecular function (GO): ADP binding; protein binding
Source: RefSeq, a predicted model, not a curated record